This is a messenger RNA of Orycteropus afer afer, 1082 nucleotides long. It is a transcript of the gene ACOT8, whose product is annotated as acyl-CoA thioesterase 8. The record is from RefSeq and is a predicted model, not a curated record. Gene Ontology annotation, biological process: fatty acid catabolic process; acyl-CoA metabolic process. Gene Ontology annotation, cellular component: peroxisomal matrix. Gene Ontology annotation, molecular function: fatty acyl-CoA hydrolase activity. Lineage: Eukaryota; Metazoa; Chordata; Mammalia; Tubulidentata; Orycteropodidae.
GAUGUCGUCCCCGCGGGCCCAGGAGGACAGGAAGGGCGGCGGUGAUUCCCCCGGGGACCUCCGCAGCGUCCUGGUCACCAGCGUGCUCAACCUUGAGCCACUAGACGAGGAUCUCUUCAGAGGAAGGCAUUACUGGGUACCCACCACCCAGCGGCUGUUUGGGGGUCAGAUAGUGGGUCAGGCCCUGGUGGCUGCAGCCAAGUCUGUGAGCGAAGACGUCCACGUGCACUCCCUGCACUGUUACUUUGUCCGGGCAGGGGACCCAAAGGUGCCAGUGCUGUACCAGGUGGAGCGGACGCGGACAGGGGCGAGCUUCUCGGUGCGCUCCGUGAAGGCGGUGCAACACGGCAAGCCCAUCUUCAUCUGCCAGGCCUCUUUCCAGCAGAUUCAGCUCAGCCCCUUGCAGCACCAGUUCUCCAUGCCUGCCGUGCCCCCGCCGGAGGAGCUGCCUGACUACGAGGCCCUCAUUGAACAGUACUUAAGGGACCCUAACCUCCAUAAGAAGUACCGAGUGGGGCUGAACCGAAUUGCUGCCCAGGACGUGCCCAUUGAGAUCAAGGUCGUGAACCCACCCGCCCUGAACCAACUGCAGCGCCUGGAGCCCAAACAGAUGUUCUGGGUGCGAGCCAGAGGCUAUAUUGGGGAGGGCGACAUCAAGAUGCACUGCUGUGUGGCUGCCUACAUCUCGGACUACGCCUUCCUGGGCACGGCUCUGCUGCCCCAUGAGUGGCAGUAUAGGGUGCGCUUCAUGGUCUCCUUGGACCACUCCAUGUGGUUCCACUCUCCCUUCCGAGCAGACCACUGGAUGCUCUACGAGUGUGAGAGCCCCUGGGCUGGUGGCUCCCGGGGACUGGUCCACGGGCGGCUGUGGCGGCGGGAUGGAGUCCUGGCUGUGUCCUGUGCCCAGGAGGGUGUGAUCCGAGUGAAGUCCCAUGACUCAAAGAGCAAGCUCUAGCCAGAGGUACCAGCUUGGCCUGGGGCCUCAAGGACUUCGCUUCCACUCUUACUCCUGAAGCAAGAGUUACAGUAGAAGGUUGAGCCUUCCGAUGCACACAUCCAAUAAAGAGACUGGUUCCACUGGA